Messenger RNA from Puma concolor (puma), 764 nucleotides. Lineage: Eukaryota; Metazoa; Chordata; Mammalia; Carnivora; Felidae. The record is from RefSeq and is a predicted model, not a curated record.
AUGGCCCGGGGGCUGCAGGCCCGACUGGAAGAGAGCGCUGACCUUAUUCGUUCCCCUACCUCACCUGUCCCGGUGACCGCCCGGUCAGUGAUGCUGGACAGAGCCGAGAACCUUCUGCACGACCACUACGGCGGGAAGGAGUACUGGGACACCCGGCGGAGCAUGGUGUUCGCCAAGCACCUGCGGGCCGUGGGGGACGAGUUCAGGAGCAAGUACCUGAACUCCACGGACGAAGCCGACAGGAUCCCCUUCGAGGAGGACUGGACCAAGAUGAAGGUCAAGCUGGGGUCCUCGCUGGGGGGUCCGUACCUCGCGGUUCACCUGAGGAGGAAAGAUUUCAUCUGGGGCCACAGGGAGGACGUGCCCAGUCUGGACGGGGCCGUGAAGAAGAUCCGCAGCCUCAUGAAGACCCACCAGCUGGACAAGGUGUUCGUGGCCACGGACGCCGUCAGGAAGGGUCCUGCUCCCCUGGACUCGGUGACCCCCUCGAUCACACGUGUCACCGAGGAGCACACACAGGGCCUCCGGAAAGGGAGGGCGGGCUCUGUGUCACUGCCCGAGAGGUUCUUCAUCGGGACCUCGGUCUCCACGUUUUCUUUCCGGAUCCACGAGGAGAGAGAGAUUCUAGGGCUCGACCCCCGGACGACAUACAACCGGUUCUGUGGGGACCUGGAGGAGGCGUGCGAGCAGCCCACGCACUGGAAGGUUGCCUACUGAGCCGGCACCCCGUGGACCCCACCUCCUGGACUCGCCUUACACGCGAA